Molecule: messenger RNA, 483 nt
Organism: Blumeria graminis f. sp. triticale
Lineage: Eukaryota; Fungi; Ascomycota; Leotiomycetes; Helotiales; Erysiphaceae
Source: the annotation of a GenBank genome assembly
AUGUCUUCUACGUCCGAAGAACCAUUUCCAUGGUCAGAUAGAGCCUUAUCAGAUGUUAUUGCAAGCGUUCGUAUCAUGAAUGUUUUUGCUGGAUUUACACGAGAUUUCGCACCCAUCAUUCAACGGUUGGAAGACCUCAAUCAGCGCACAACCAUCCUGGUUCCCGCUAACGGCAGCAUUAUGUCUCUACCACGCAAACCUUGGGAGAGUACCAAAGAUUACAAAACUUAUGGUGAACAAGCAUUUGAAGGAGCUGAAGGUAGGGAAAGAGCGAGGGCAAAUUUGCAAAGUUUUGUCCAGGCUCAUAUAUUGCCUUUUAGCCCUUGGAAGGAAGGAGUCAAGCUCAAGACACUUGCUGAAAAUGAGGUUUGGUGGCAGCUCAAAGACGAAGACAGAUUUGUUCAACCAGCAAAUGCUGAAGUUCUCGAUGUGAUUCGAGCGGGCAAUGGUGAAAUAUGGUUGCUCAGUGGGGUUUUGGUAUAA